Molecule: messenger RNA, 2650 nt
Organism: Salvelinus namaycush (lake trout)
Lineage: Eukaryota; Metazoa; Chordata; Actinopteri; Salmoniformes; Salmonidae
Product: transcription termination factor 1-like
Exons: 11
Coding region: 167-1990 (607 amino acids)
Source: RefSeq, a predicted model, not a curated record
GUGUUCGGUCAGGUCAGUGCUUGUUUGUUUUUCUUUACGAGUUUUAUCUCGGAUUUGCUUAUUUAGCUACCAAGCUACAGUCUUCGGAUGAACGAGCACGUGUAGUUAACCAGGCCAGCUAACUAGCUAACUAGAUGGUGCAAAUCGGUUAAAAACAGCUGCCACCAUGCUGGGGACGACAACAGGAAGGAAACGAAAGAAGGAAAUAGUUGGAGAGAUUCAACUGAACAUUUGUCCAGAUGAAACAGAGCUCCCAGGUAUUCUAGAACAAACUGGGAGAAAAUGGAAAACAACAUUGAGGCUGAGAACACAACCGGAUGGAGGGGCUGUAGAGGGCAGCAGGAGAAGAAAGAGACAACCAGAUGGAGGGGCUGUAGAGGGCAGCAGGAGAAAGAGACAACCAGAUGGAGGGGCUGUAGAGGGCAGCAGGAGAAAGAGACAACCAGAUGGAGGGGCUGUAGAGGGCAGCAGGAGAAGAAAGAGACAACCAGAUGGAGGGGCUGUAGAGGGCAGCAGGAGAAAGAGACAACCAGAUGGAGGGGCUGUAGAGGGCAGCAGGAGAAAGAGACAACCAGAUGGAGGGGCUGUAGAGGGCAGCAGGAGAAGGAAGAGACAACGCUGCAGAGAGUCCGACACGGGAAUGGACAGUGUCCCCUCUAAGUCUGAUAACAGGACUCUUGAUGCUGCACCAGAAUCUGAGACAGGGGAAGAUGGCCCCCAUGCAACCACGGUUGAGACAAGCACCCAACACCGCAGACGCAUCCAAAACGAUAAAGCUCUCAGUGAAAACGAAUGGAGGGCUAUGAUUGAGCUCACAGAGUUUGUUCCCAAUAUUGCAUCUCGUCCUGUUAAUAAGAUCAGAGCGAUGAUCAAGUAUGAUCUUUAUCGAUUCAAGGAAUUCCGAAGACAAGGCAUUUCCCUGCGAACUGGACGAUACAGCGCACAGGAGAACAAACAACUCAUGAGUAACAUAAACGAAUUCCUGGCUCUCACAGGGAUUGAGAAUGCUGCUAAACUCUUCCAUACAAAGCGCUUCAAAGACGAACUGACACAAAUCCAGAGGUUGAAGAGUCAUCACAGGUUCCCUGAAAGAAUAGCUGAAGGAAUCCCAAGGCCUUGGCAUAAGAUCUAUAGUCGUGGUGGGAGGAAAAUGUUUGAUGGUAGCAGCUACAAGGGCAGACGAAGGUUCAGCGAAGAUGAACUUUACUCUUUGAAAAAACUGCAGACGUUGCACGGCAACAAUUGGGUGAAGAUCUCGCAGUUGACUGGCCGGAGUGAAACGCCGCUCAGGAAGCGUUUUUCUCAGAUGUUCGCAAACUUAGGUUCUUGGAGCGAGGAAGAACUGAAGAGACUAAUGGAAGCUGUGAGAGACCACCUGCUGGGACAGGUGGAGCCUGGCAGAGGACAUGCCACCAUCAGGAAAGACAAGCUGUACAACAACAUCCCCUGGACAGAUGUAUGCCGGAGGGUUAAGACACGCCACCGGGACCAGUGUAGAAUGAAAUGGUUGGGUGUUAUGGCACACAAAAUGACAUAUGGACAACCAGUAUUCAGCGGAGGUGUGAAAACCGUAAAGGCUAAAGUGGAAUUGAUCAAAGCGUUGAACGCAAUGCAGGUGGAAGAUGCAACAGAUAUUGACUGGGAAGAAAUUGCUCACACAAUUGGGGGUGUGACUCCUUGCUACGUGCAGAUGCACUACCACAAGCUGAAAGUAUCCAAAGUGCCAUUGAGACAGAGCAUGUCUUUCUGUGAGAUCAUUGAUUUCCUGUACAGUAGUGUUCUGCCCAAGUUUGAAGAGCUCCUCCGACACAGUCAGACUGAGCCAGGAGAGACCGAGUCCAGAGAUCUCCACCAGGUUCAGACUGAGUCAGGGGAGACCGAGUCCAGAGAUCUCCACCAGGUUCAGACUGAGUCAGGGGAGACUGAGUCCAGAGACGAUCCACAAGAGCUCUUCCUGCUCUCAGAGAUCUUUGAAAAUGAGGACGACUGAGAUUAUUACAGCGAGGUUCAGAACAGUUGAUUAUCAAUCAUUUUUAUCUCUGCAAGCUUUAUUUUUUGAAUGUUAUUUCAAAGGCAGCUUUUGAAAAGAGUCGUUUGGAUGUAGAUGGUGAAAAUCUAUUGAAUGAUCCUGAACAUGCUGGUUAGGAGUUUUCCUUUUCUGAAAUUCCCUGAUACAGAAGUCCUGGAUGUUUUGUUAACAUUAGACAUGAUUACACCCCCAGGGGCUGAGCAUUUGGAGCCUGGUCUGCUUAUGUGUGCAGCCACCCCUUAUUCCUGCAUCAGUAGCCCAUAUUUUUAAUGUAACAUUGUUAUCAGGAAGUAUUAAAAGAACAUGGACAUAUGUGCCGACACUUCAUAAGGACGGUAGUGACUUACUCACUUUUCAACACUUCCUUGUUUAGCUGAGAUUCUUGAAUCCUUGAUCAAUGUACAACUUUGUUCUUUUUUUAAUCUGAUAAUUGUAUUCUUAUUAUAAACCAAUCAGGGUUUUAGCCCUGGGUAUAAUACUACCACAGCAACCACGCUAGUUGUUAAUUAUCUUGUCAAUGCCUGGGAUGCUAAAAAGAUCUGUGCUGCCUUGUUCAUUGACCUGUCAAAGACGUUCGAUACUGUUGAUCAUUCUGUUUUACUGAAGAAAUUAUCAAGAAUA